CGGGGCUCCGCGUUUGUUUGUGUGGAGCCGAGAGCCGCGUUGUCCGGAAGAGCCCACGGCGGAGAGACGAGCUUCUAAGGAUGCUGGCGAAGGGCCACAUGUACCCUGCAGUACUGCUUCUGCUGCUGAAGGGGGCGACAGAGCCAAGAUGCGCCGAAGCAGAAAUUAGCGCCGGUUUACGCUUUCUGGUGGUUUUUCCUGAGAACAUCGCCUACUAUUACCCCGAGGAUCCUCAAAACCAGGUGCACGUGACAGCUCUGUAUGACAAUACGGAAGUCACGGUGGCUUUCCAGGAUCAAAUCCGCACGGAGACUCUGGACGCAGCUCAGACGCGCCGCUUCUUAUUCUCCCGCACGGCCGAGCUCAGACGGGAGAACGUCGCCGACAAGGUGGUCCGGGUGAACAGCACCCGCCGGGUCACAGUCCACGCCAUCAGUCUAAAGGCGGGCAGCGUGCAGAGUGCGAGGGUCGUUCCCGUGGACGCCCUGGGCACCGAGUACCUCGUCCCGCCGAUUCCCGAAAUCCAGGGUACCACCCGACCCGCCGACGUGGUCAACUCCAAUGUGACCGAGCGCGCCCCCUUCAGGCUCAUUCUGGUCAAUGCGGAAAAAGUCAACAAAGUCAGCCUGGAAGGAGAAGACGGCCUCACCGGGGAGGAGGAGUUGGAGCCUCAUCACGCCGCUCAGUUCUGGCUGGACGCCGACAACGCUUGGAGGGUGGUGAGGGCACAACACCCGGUGGCGGCUCUCUUCGGGCACCCGUGCGCCGCCACACGGAACUGCAGCUGCUCUAUGCUGUACGUCACGCUGAGCCCCAAACCGCGUGACAAGAUGGCCUUCUUGGUCCCGCCGAUGCCGUACCAAAAUGCGGAGGAACUAAUCUCGGUACUCCUUUCCGAGGAGUUACAUGAGAACUCUUCCUUGGUGGACUCGUCAUACCCGGGCUGGCCUGUCCUGGAGCUCCCCGGUCCCGCCAUCCUCCACCGUCCCGGCCUGCUUCUGCCGCUCAUCCCGCAGUCGGAGUUGGCUUCCUGCUUCGUGGUCAACGCCAUACCGGACAUGCGCAACUUUGCCAUAAUCCUGGUCCGCAAGGACCUCACCGGGGGAGUCCGCGUGGGCGGCGGCCCACCGGAGGACCCCGUCUGGCUACCGCUCACGGGGUCUGACUUCGUCUCCACGUUGGUGAACCUGACCGUGGACAACAACGCCAUAUGGCACACCUCCAACAAGAUGGCCGUGUACUAUGUGGGACAAAAUGGUGACGUUCUUUUUGGGAACCCGGCACCCGCUGUUAGUCAAACCUCAGAUUACAGAGGCUGCGUCCUGUUGCCUGAUGUUUUGGAAUUUGGCUCCGAGGCUCUAGGGUGGCAGGAGUCCGUCAAGUUCUGCCGAGACCGGAAUUUCCAUCUGGUCAGCUUGUCCUCCCUCCCGCUCCGAAACCACGUGCAGGCCAAAAUCCGACAGGAGUACACCGGGGAUGACGCACCGAGGCGGGCUUGGAUCGGAUUGCGUCGCAGCACGCUUACCGGCGCAUGGUACUGGCUCAACAAAGUGGCGGUCACGGUCAGCAACUGGGUCGAGACCGAGAGCACUCCUAGGGGCAGGUGUGGGGCCAUCAAUCUGGAGCCGGGUGAGGACUUUGGCUGGAGCCGUGAGGACUGCUGCCAGGACAUCCAUCCCAUCUGCUACCGAGGACCACACUGCUUCCCCGUGCAGUAGAUGCUAAAAAAUUAGCAUGGCUAACAAUACAAGUAACAUGUAGCCCUUAGAAAGGUAGCCCUAUUGCUAAGCUAACACUGCGAAUAAUACAGUCCUGAAAUGUUUUCACACAGGAGUGAAGCACUUACAUAAAGUCCUGAAAUAUUUUCAUGCACAUUUAUGAAAUCAUCUCCAAAACAGACUACUGUAUUGAUCGCUUACACAUCAUUAAAACACAUACUAGUAAAACACUGUCACAUGUGUCCUACUGAAACUCACGCGCUAAUGAAAACAAAUUCACAAGCACUGCUAAAGCA
This is a messenger RNA of Syngnathoides biaculeatus (alligator pipefish), 2014 nucleotides long. RefSeq lists its product as uncharacterized. The record is from RefSeq and is a predicted model, not a curated record. Gene Ontology annotation, cellular component: external side of plasma membrane. Gene Ontology annotation, biological process: biological process involved in interspecies interaction between organisms. The coding region runs from base 81 to 1718 and encodes 545 amino acids. NCBI's taxonomy places the organism in Eukaryota, Metazoa, Chordata, Actinopteri, Syngnathiformes, Syngnathidae. The transcript has 5 exons. Gene Ontology annotation, molecular function: carbohydrate binding.